AUGGGAUUAUUAUAUACUAAAAUUGCUGAAUUAUUCAAAACAAAGCAUAAAAUCCUAAUGAUAGGUUUAGAUGGUGUAGGAAAAACAACAAUAUUACAUAGAAUGAAGACAGGAGAAUUAGUCGAAACUAUUCCAACGAUUGGAUUCAAUGUUGAAACAGUUGUGUGUAACAAUAUAAGUUUAACAGUUUGGGAUGUUGGUGGAGGUGACAAGAUUCGUGAAUUGUGGGGACAGUAUUUAGUGGAAAGCAGUGCUGUUAUUUUCGUUGUCAACGCAACCGAUCAUGAACGAAUCAAUGAAGUACGAGAGGGUAUUUCAAGAGUGUUCAGUAUAGAAGAAUCAUCGGCGGGCGUCUGUCUAUUGAUUCUCCUCAACAAACAAGAUCAACCAAAUGCAAUGAACUCCUCAGAACUAACAGAAUCAUUGAAAUUGAACGAUCUAAAAGAUAGAAAGUGGCAUAUUCAACCGACUACCGCCAUCACAGGUGCUGGCAUUCUCGAAGGUUUAGAAUGGUUAUCUAAAAAUUUAAAGAACUAA
Molecule: messenger RNA, 537 nt
Organism: Heterostelium album PN500
Lineage: Eukaryota; Evosea; Eumycetozoa; Acytosteliales; Acytosteliaceae
Product: ADP-ribosylation factor family protein
Exons: 2
Coding region: 1-537 (178 amino acids)
Biological process (GO): intracellular protein transport; vesicle-mediated transport
Cellular component (GO): cytoplasm
Molecular function (GO): GTP binding; GTPase activity
Source: RefSeq, a predicted model, not a curated record